CGACCCGGGGCAGAUAUCCCGUCGGACCGUUUGAGGAUCGUGACGUGGUGAUUGGUCACUAACAUCAAACUGUGUAAUCUCGAAAAUUAUCAAAUUAGCGCAAAUCUGCAUCGCGAUCGGUGUCGCCGGGCGGCCUCUCGACACACUCGAAAGUUUAUAUUGUUUAUGCGGAACAAAAAGUUUGUUCCUUUCCUCUGACGGGACUCGGAACUGUUUGCUACCGACUUGUCUGGUUGAAUCUCGCUCGAGUUCCUUUAGUCGUGUCUUUAGCGGGACAAGGGACGACGUGACUCUGCUUGUGUCGGAUCAUCAGGACUGUGAGCGGGUGACUGACAGGCAGCAUGAAGCUCUACAGCCUCAGCAUCCUCUACAAAGGAGCGACCAAGUCCAACCUCCUCAAAGCGGCCACCGACCUGUCCUCCUUCAGCUUCUUCCAGCGCUCCAGUAUCCAGGAGUUCAUGACCUUCACCAGUGCCUUGAUUGUUGAGCGAACGUCACAAGGAAGUCGUGCCUCGGUCAAAGAACAAGAGUACCUGUGUCAUGUGUAUGUGAGAAAUGACAGCCUGGGUGCCGUCGUCAUUGCAGAUACUGAGUACCCACAGAGAGUCGCUUUCACAUUGCUGGACAAGGUACUAGACGAGUUCUCCAGGCAAGUGGACAGUAUAGACUGGCCCUCUGGUAAUCCUGAAACCAUAAAUUACAAAACCCUAGAUAUUCACCUUUCGAAAUACCAGAAUCCCCGGGAAGCAGACGCAAUGACCAAAGUGCAGGCAGAGCUGGAUGAGACAAAGAUCAUAUUGCACAACACCAUGGAAAGUUUGUUGGAGAGAGGAGAGAAGCUGGAUGACCUCGUGGCGAAGUCAGAACACCUGGGAAACCAGUCCAAAGCCUUCUACAAGACUGCACGGAAACAGAACUCAUGCUGUGAAAUCAUGUGAUGCCGCUGCCUCGUCCUCGUGGACACAACUCGUCUCUGCCUUUCUGCUUUUUCCUACAUCUCCCAUCAUGCACUGGUCACCCGCUCUCGACAACAAAGGACAGAACUGACACCGUCUGGUCUGGAGUGGGGCGCCAGGAUGAGAGCGAAGAAGGGUGGAAGGUGGUGGCCGGUGUUAAGUGUGACCUAUCUGGGCUUGUGACUGAUGGGGGGGCUGAAGGAGUGAUGGGGUCUGGUCAGGGGAAGAAGUAAACGUUUGAAUUAUUUUAAACCUCUCAAAUUGGUUUUCAUCUUUACGGUGUUUCAAUACCAGCUGAGGACAUAAUAGUGUGACGUUGUGCAUUUGGUGAUGUUUUACCUUUAAACCCAUUUAAUGUUGUUCAGAUUGAAUCGAAUCUUAAAAAGUUUGAUCUCAAAUCUUAAAAUUUCUGAAAAAGUAUUACCCACAGUUGUGCUUCUGCUUCAAGGCAACUCUGACAAUCCCACAGUCUUAACAUGUGAAUUCAUUCAGUGUGUCACUGUUUAGAUUUGAUUCUCCAAAACAGUUUUUCUUACAGGCGUCACCAUCCUGCCCACUAGGGGGGCUCGUUUAUUUACUUACUUGUUCCAAUGAGCCUCAUUGUUGAGGUCAAUCUAAAAACUCUAAUGUGCAGCCAAGAUGGCUAGUUGCUCCUUCGACCUGUGAUAUCCAAAUCACCGACAGAAUUUUACAUUGAUUUUUAAAAUAUCUUUUGCUAUACUGGAUUACGUUUCAUGAUUCUUUUUUUUCUUUGCUUUUCGCUCAUCUCAUAGUGUUAAAUGAAAAAUCUUAAAACAUUCCCACUUUGGGUGAUUGAGUUAGUGUGUGACAAUGCAUCUUAAAGUUGACGAGAAGUUGAGAGGUUAGAUGUGAAAUGUAGAAAGAUGCUGCAGCCUUAUUGCAGUGUGGCUAAUAUGUAAUCCUCCUGUCCCGUGUCAAGAAUUACAUCAUCUAAUAAGCAGAGCAGGACUUUUAAGCUCUUCCCUCUCCCUCGGCACACCGUAGCCCCGCUCUUGACUGUGGUAGCCAAAACACAACACUGAUGCGUUUUUUUUUGACAGUUCAGAAGCCCACGCAAAGCGCUGCAGUCCAGGGCUCGUCUGUUCCUCUCAAACCUAUGAUCAUUCGUAUUUUACCAUCUUUUUUUGUGAAUGGGGUGAUUCAUGGGAACCUCAGGUGCACUUUCAGGUCCUCUCAUUGUGUGCUAUCAUUAUAAAAACGAGUGGUUUCAUAUCCCGCUCUCGUUUCAAUACACUCCCUGGCUGACGUUUGUUCCAUGUGAGCACUGCUUGCUUUGUGUUUGGGUCUGACUCAUUAGAGAUUUUUUUUUUCUUCCUUCAUGAACUGCCGAUCAGUUUGAAAAAUGAAGACAUGCCUUCGGUCGUGUGUUUUAAGAUGUUUCACUGCUCUUCUUAUUUCUGCUGUAUGUUCGUAUGAUUUACAUCUCCUGGCUGCGUCGUCGAUUUUUGAGUGCCUGUGUGUUUGUUGGAAGUGCGAGAGAGGUCAGAAUUUGGCUCUUUCUGCUUUUACAGUGUAAAUGUUUGUGCAAUAUCUCUGCAGACUGUUGGUGUCGCUCUUUAAAGCAGAGAGAAUAAAUGGAAAUAUUUCCCAUAAAGGACGGUAA
Scophthalmus maximus (turbot) is the source of this 2580-nucleotide messenger RNA. RefSeq names its product YKT6 v-SNARE homolog (S. cerevisiae) (gene ykt6). NCBI's taxonomy places the organism in Eukaryota, Metazoa, Chordata, Actinopteri, Pleuronectiformes, Scophthalmidae. The transcript is spliced from 8 exons. Gene Ontology annotation, cellular component: Golgi apparatus. Gene Ontology annotation, molecular function: SNAP receptor activity. The record is from RefSeq and is a predicted model, not a curated record. Bases 342 to 938 code for a protein of 198 amino acids. Gene Ontology annotation, biological process: endoplasmic reticulum to Golgi vesicle-mediated transport.